Messenger RNA from Drosophila sulfurigaster albostrigata, 1828 nucleotides. RefSeq lists its product as uncharacterized. The record is from RefSeq and is a predicted model, not a curated record. The transcript has 2 exons. NCBI's taxonomy places the organism in Eukaryota, Metazoa, Arthropoda, Insecta, Diptera, Drosophilidae. Bases 203 to 604 code for a protein of 133 amino acids.
UAAAUUACGCAUGCAAAUGCGAUCUCAAUUGAGUGGAGAAUGGAUAUUCGCAAAUUAGCCAAUUGCAAUACGUUGUAAAAGCAGGGCCAAUUAAGUAAAUGUUGAGCAUUGAACUGUCACAAUCGUUAAAAGAAUGCUUAUAACAUAUUUAACAAGAGAUUGUUGGCAACAAGUUGCAAAAGUAUAUAAUAAAUAAGACAGCAUGCAGAGAGGAGACGCUGAAAUUGGAGCCCGACAUAGGCGGAUCAAGAGUAUCCUUAAGAGCAGCCAAAAUACCAAAAGCAGUCCCGAUCCCAAUACUGAUCCCGAUCCCGAUCCCAACAGUGCCUGCGAAAGCGACAACCAACCAAGCGACCGAUCGGAUCAAUGGGGGGCCAGCUGCAGAGCUGGCCAGCAAUGGGAAGGGGGCGAAGGAGACGGGGAUCAUCCGAUCGACGAUGUCGAAUGUUAUGUUGUCACGAUAUCAAAGCAUUUUAAUUGGCCGAUUUAUAGAUUUAAUUACGUAUUCAUGCGAAACAUCGAAUCCGUGAUUCGUAAAAACACACACCGCGCAUCGACUUACAGAAUGAAAAGGAGACACAUAAAGCGAGAGCGAGAAGAUUGAGAGAGCCGAAGAAAGAGAGAGAGACUGAGACUGGGACUAAAUCUGAGAAAGGGAGAAAGAGUGCGAGCUCUUCAGAUCUUUGGCUGAUCGGAGUGCGAGCAACGCAGCAGAUCUUAACAAUCUUGGAAUCUCCUAGUGCUAUUUGAGUUGCCUGGUCUGUUCUGGUGUUGAGAACGAGCUUGGAGGUGGAAGACACAUGAUCCUCUGGUUCUGGCUAUCGUUACCUGCCCAAGACCAAUUGCUGUUACAACCAAAGCCAAAGUCAAAGCCAAUACGCUACAGAUGUCGGAGCUCAACUUGAAGUUGAUAUUGACGUUGAAGUUAAACCAAGCGCCACACGACGCCAGACUUGUCCGAAAUUGUCCAAAAUGGAAAGGGCAGCAAAAUGAAUGCUCCUACAUAUUCAUUUCGAAUCAACGCAAAGCGUUGCGUUUUGCGUUGUGGUUUUGUCGUCGCAUUUCGUAUGCGAAGCAUAUAUAGGGGAAAGCCCACUGUCUCGUUACCAGUUCCAAUCCCCAUACCCCAGUCCCCAACUUCAUCACCAGCCCAGCCUCGGCUCCCGUCGAGGCGUGCGCAGUGCCAUUUAUGAAAUCAUUUCGGGGCACAUUUCAUACGCCGUUUUAAUAUCUUUAUUGGUCAUCAUCGUUGUCAUUAAAACUGCGAAUAAUAAAAUCAUAAAGUGCCCCAUACCUGCCCCUUAUCUCUCCUUUCUCUCUUCCUACCCAAAUAUCCGACGCCAUUCUCCGUCGUUCUAUUUCUCUUACUGAUGUUUGUGCAAAAAGCGAAAUUAUUAAAUUUUUCGUCUUCCUGACUCGCAUUUUAAAUGCCUCGCACGCAUUUUAAUUUCGACGCUUCACUCACGUAGUCCCAGCUGGGCCAAAGGCCCAAGUCGCAAGUCGCCAGUCGCAAAACGAAAGACGCAUGCCGCGAGCCGCAUGCCGCAAGCCCCCAAAGUCCGAAUGUUUCCAGGUCUCUCAGCUGGGCCCCAUAAUUAGAAUGAGUUCACUUGCUGGACAACAGGAGCAGAGCUGAAGCACCAUCAGAUAUUAUAUAUUAUGCGUAACAAGUGCGAUCCCCAAUCCCCUCUGAUCUUCCACUGAAUUUCAGCCCAUAAAACCAACGAAAUUAUUCAAUAUGACAGCCGUACAUGACAGUUGAUUUUUGAAAUUUCAUCAUAAAUGUCAAAACUGAAUUGUUUUGCUCGUAGAUCUUAUCCAUGUUGUC